UCCCAUGAUGCAACGCGGUAAUGCUAACUUUUGCAAUACACAUGAUAAACAACAGCAGUGGUUUCCGGCAACUCCAGCCCCAGCAGCGAAUAUAAAUGGUCUUCAAGAAGAUUGAUCUCCGCUGACUCGGUGUCAUCCCUAAGGCCGUGUCCACACGCUGUAACACUGCUACAGACAACUGAAGAAAACGGAGACGAAGAAGUAUACAAACUGCAGAAGAAGACAACAACAACAACAAAAAGAAGAUGGUGAACGCAAAGGAAAGCUCCAAGACCAAAGCCAAUCAAUUGGUGUGGACAAACAGCGAGGUGAAACUCCUGUUGCGAGUCACUCUAGACUACAAAUCAAAUAAGCUACAGGAGGGUGUCGACUGGGAGUCCUGCAAGUGGAAGUACGAGGACAUAAAGGGCCUGUUUGAGGCGCAAUACCCGAAUAAAUCGACAGAGAAGGAUUUCCCUCACGACGUGAAAACAAUAUCAAGAAUACAGGUCCAAACCAAGUUGAAAAAUAUACGAAAGAACUACAGGAAGGCGGUGGUCGCUGGGCGUCGAAGUGGCAGUCGGGUGGUGCUCAAGUAUUUUGAGCUAUGUGAGCAGCUUUGGGGUGGCUCGCCUGCUACGCAAUGUAUCGACGCCGCCAUCGAGACGAGUGACCAGGAGGGCAUUGAGGACCUCGAAUACUCCUCUUCAGAGUCAGCGGAGACUGCUGAUUCUGAACCAACUGAAGCCAUACAAAAUCUCUCUCCUGCGGUUGUAAAGAAGCGCAGGGAUUUGCUCCAGGCAAAGCUGAACAACCACAGAGGGGACAGGCUAAAGAGGAAGGUACCGGCUACCCCCCUCGAGCAGGAGGAUCUUCAAAUAAAGAGGCGGAUGGAGGAGAAAAAUCCGGGGACAUUUUCAGUUCAAACACGGUCUUCAAGAAGAUUGAUCUCCGCUGACACAGUGUCAUCCCUAAGGCCCUGUCCACAUGCUGUAACACUGCUACAGACAACUGAAGAAAACGGAGAAGGUGACAUGGAGCAUGCGAAUAAAGCAUGCAAGCUGUAUACAAACUCCGCAGAAGAAGACGACAACAACAAGAAGAUGGCGAACGCAAAGGAAAGCUCCAAGACCAAAAUCGAUUUGUUGGUGUGGACAGACAACGAAGUGAAACUCCUGUUGCAAGUCACUCUGGACUACAAAUCAAAUAAGAUACAGGAGGGUGUCGACUGGGAGUCCUGCAAGUCGAAGUACGAGGACAUAAAGGGCCUGUUUGAGGCGCAAUACCCGAAUAACUCGACGGGGGGGGAUUUCCCUCACGACGCGAAAACAAUGUCAAGAAUACAGGUCACAACCAAGUUGAAAAACAUUAAAAGGAACUACAGGAAGGCAGUGGACACUGGGUGUCGAAGUGGCAAUGGGCGGGUGGUGCUCAUGAAUUUUGAGCUCUGUGAGCAGCUUUGGGGUGGCUCGCCUGCUACGCAGUGUAUAGACGCCGCCAUCGAGACGGGUGACCUGGAGGACCUCGAAGUCUCCUCUCCAGAGACAGCGGAGACUGCCGAUUCUGAACCAACUGAAGCCAUACAAAAUCUCUCUCCUGCGGUUGUAAAGAAGCGCAGGGAUUUGCUCCAGGCAAAGCUGAACAACCACAGAGGGGACAGGCUAAAGAGGAAGGUUCCGGCUACCCCCCUUGAGCAGAGUCACAAAGUGGCUGAAAUGAAGAUUAGUAAAGGAUCUUCAAGAACAAACUCCGCAGUAGAAGAAAACAACAACAAUAAGAAGAUAGCGAACGCAGAGGAAAGCUCCAAGACCCAAAUCGAUUCGUUGGUGUGGACAGACGACGAGGUGAAACUCCUGUUGCAAGUCACUCUGGACUACAAAUCAAAUAAGAUACAGGAGGGUGUCGAAUGGGAGUCCUGCAAGUCGAAGUACGAGGACAUAAAGGGCCUGUUUGAGGCGCAAUACCCGAAGAACUCGACAGAGAAGGAUUUCCCUCACGACGCGAAAACAAUAUCAAGAGUACAGGUCACAAGCAAGUUGAAAAAUGUUAAAAUGAACUACAGGAAGGCGGUAGACGCUGGGCGUCGAAGUGGCAAUGGGCGGGUGGUGCUAAUAUAUUUUGAGCUAUGUGAGCAGCUUUGGGGUGGUUCGCCUGCUACGCAAUGUAUCGACGCCGCCAUCGAGACGAGUGACCAGGAGGGCAUUGAGGACCUCGAAUACUCCUCUUCAGAGUCAGAGGAGACUGCUGAUUCUGAACCAACUGAAGCCAUACGAAAUUUUCCUCCUGCAGUUGUAAAGAAGCGCAGGGAUUUGCUCCAGGCAAAGCUGAACAACCACAGAGGGGACAGGCUAAAGAGGAAGGUUCCGGCUACCCCCCUCGAGCAGGAGGAUCUUCAAAUAAAGAGGCGGAUGUUGGCGUUAAUGGAGGAGAAUUCCAGACGCAACUCGGACAACAUUGCCCAAAUCAACACAAACAUUGGGCAAAUUACCAGCACUAUACAGGACGGCAUCUCCCUGAUGAGGGAGUUAUUACUCCAGCCCAAUGCAAGUAACUUUGCACACCCCCACAGCAGCAGCGUUGGGAAUGGGCAAUUCCAAGGGCACCCACCAGCUUUCAUGCAUACCACACCGCACCCCAGUACACCGGCCUUCCGGCACACACCUAGGCCUCAACAAGCAAAUACACACAAUCACAUGCCACCCCAAUAUCCACCAACACAUGCCGCCCCACAGCAGUCAUUUUCGUACGGAUGACCAUGCACUGUGCCUCGCUCUGUUGCACUGCACUGUUGCACUGGACUUUACACUUGUUAUUUUUUAUUUUUUUGUAUUGUAUAUAGUAAAAUCCUUUGUGUUUUAAAGUUUUAAUAUUUAGAUAGUUGAUUUUUUUUAAUUACCACUUAUCUGUCCUAAGGACAGUUAUUCUGAUAUUGCAUUUGCAUAUCCAAUAAAUAAAAAAAUACUAGAA
Molecule: messenger RNA, 2946 nt
Organism: Clupea harengus (Atlantic herring)
Lineage: Eukaryota; Metazoa; Chordata; Actinopteri; Clupeiformes; Clupeidae
Biological process (GO): regulation of DNA-templated transcription
Cellular component (GO): nucleus
Source: RefSeq, a predicted model, not a curated record